AGAAUCACUAUAAGGAAAUCGCUCACUCUCUCACCGUCAACGACGUUUAAAUUAGGCAUGGGAAACUGUUUAUUCGGAGGAUACAUGGAAGAGUGCUUACCGAUCAAAGUCAUAAAACCUGACGGUGGAGUUCUAGAGUUCUUCUCCCCCGUCACAGCAGGCUCCGACGAGUUGAAGUCUUCUGUCGAAAACUGUCACGUAAGAUCCAACAGCGAGUCCUUGCCAGUGAUAACUCCUUAUGGAAUGUCUCUGGAUUACAACAGCAGGGUGUUGAAGAGAUCGUAUACAAACGUUUUUUCAAGAAAGACCCGACAAAAGGAGAAGAAGAAGACGAGGAAGCGUAUGAGAAACAAAGGUGAUAUAUGGAAAGUGAAGCUGGUCAUAAACACGGAAGAACUUUUGCAGAUAUUGUCCGAAGAGGGAAGAACAAACGAGCUGAUAGAGAGUGUAAGAGCCGUGGCCAAGUGUGAAAACCUUGUCGCGUCAAGCAUCACAAGUAGUUCGUCCGAGAUGAACUACUUGUCGGUGGUACAGGUCUAAAGUUUUAUUUGUGGUAGAUCUUCAUCUACAUUAUUUAGAUGUUCUGGUUUGUGAGUUAACUUGGCAACCCCUAAAAGCUUUAACGUGGGUUAUUUGACUCUAGUCUAUGAUCAGUCAAAUUUCAAUAUAUAAAGUUGUAUGCGUUUAAUUAAUGUGAGUUUGGUAUGUAGAUAUGUAUAAAGUUGAUCAA
Raphanus sativus (radish) is the source of this 730-nucleotide messenger RNA. RefSeq lists its product as uncharacterized. NCBI's taxonomy places the organism in Eukaryota, Viridiplantae, Streptophyta, Magnoliopsida, Brassicales, Brassicaceae. The record is from RefSeq and is a predicted model, not a curated record. The transcript has a single exon. The coding region runs from base 58 to 540 and encodes 160 amino acids.